AUGACUGGGUAAGGCGAAACUUCUUUCUUCCAGAAGCAGCUCACGUCCAAAUUUUCGUUGAAAUGAAUUCUACGUAACAGUGAAGUCAUAUUUAAUCCUACUACUUUGCCACCACAGGAUAAAUUCUAUCAAUGCUGUCCCGGAUAUGCAGGACUAAUCGGAAAAUGCCUGCCCGUUUGUUCUACGGACUGCGGGCCAAAUGCGAUUCGCCGGAGCACUGUGCUUGCAUAGAUGAUGACUAUGAGAAGAUCGAAGGUGGCACGGGAUGUAAGCCAAAGAUGAAUAGAAACUUAUGCGUGGACAAGGACUUGGCAGACCAAAAUCGUUGGAUAACGUUUAGAUCAAACAACCAAGGGGUGCCACCAAUGGUGUGCUGUGAUGGCUAUGAGAGGCUGAACGAGUCGAAGACCUGUUUGCGAAAGGUGGACGAGCAUGAGUGCACAGAACUGAUUCAGGUCUGGGAUAAGCAAACGUUGGCUCCCAAUGGAGUCUCGCGAAUUACGACAACGCAAUUGCAACGAGUUUGCUGCGAGGGCUACAAGAGGCAAACGACAAACGAACCUUGCCUCCCCCAAUCGGAAGUAAGUAACAUCAUCGAGCAUGUUCUUCAAUAUGUUUCUGUUAACUUAUCUAUUAAGGUAACUGAUGGUGCUUCAAGGAAUUUGAAAGCCCACGUAAGAAUUCCGAUUCAUCUGCAGAAAAUGGCGCAAAAGACGAGCCACAAGAAUACGUAAGUAAACUAAAGUAUAAGUAAAUUAUAAAAGUUGAUCUAAAAACGUUCCACGGAUGAGCCUGAAAUUAAAAAGUCGCUGACGCUAGAUGAUUUAGGGAAAAUGUACAAAGACUUAGAUCUGACCACUGAUUUCGAAGGUAUGGUAAUAUUUAUUUAAAAUAUUAACUUAUUAUUUAUUCCACAUGCUAGGAUUUCAAUUUUUUAUCUAAGUAAUCUAAAAUGCUUCAUUAACUAUAUUCCAACAGGCUGAAGAACAAACUGAUUCGCUCAAGCCUACGCCCUUGGCUGUCACAGCAGCGCCCGUAAGUAUGAAAGUGAAUCAAAUGUCAACAAAAUUACCCAAGGCAACAAAUAUGGAAGUUGAAGUCUCAACGCCUAGGAAUCCCAAGAAUGUAGAAAGGGAAACUGAACUUUGGGAAAACUUGCAUCCUACACUGCCAACCGAUUGCUUAGUAAGUAAAUACAAACUUUCACAAGGAAUUAAGUAUUAUAAGU
Drosophila mojavensis is the source of this 1228-nucleotide messenger RNA. RefSeq lists its product as uncharacterized. Bases 132 to 734 code for a protein of 200 amino acids. The record is from RefSeq and is a predicted model, not a curated record. Lineage: Eukaryota; Metazoa; Arthropoda; Insecta; Diptera; Drosophilidae. The transcript is spliced from 3 exons.